GAUAACUUCCAUUUCCUUAAGAGUACGAAAAUGUUAAAAUUUAUUCUCUGCUUACAUUUCGUAAUCUUUGUGACCGAGAGCCGUAUGAGUUAUUAUUUUUAUAAUGGGAAACUGCAUCCAGACAGUAAAGUUUAUCUCGUUGUACGUGAACCUUCUGAAAAUUUUAAUCCAAUAUUUGGAGACUUUAUAGCAGUUACCACAAAUAAACCAGACACCACUUCUACUACAAUUAAAACAGAACAAAUGACUGAUACAACUUCAGAUACAUCAACAACUGAAAGUACAACAGUGUCGUCAACGACUUGGAAUUUAAGCACAUCUUCUCUUGGGACUACAGGGGAAUGUUCCACUUGUGACGACAACUGUGUUUUAUCGCAGUAUAGAUGUACUUCGGAUGCCUAUUGUCCACCUUGUUACGUGUGCAGUGAUGAUGAAUACUACAUUUAUAAGAUCUGCAAGCAUGCCAGUUACGGAAACACAAGAAGUACUGUUUCGUCAAGAACUAGUACUGAUGACGCCACUAUUUCUGUUAUUUCUGAAUAUCCUACUACUACUACAGACGACGUAUUUGAACCACCACUACCGCCACCACCAGAUGUUGAAAUCUUUGAUCCAACGGGAAAAGAUGACAACGAUAAACGAGACGAUCAAGCGGUGCCAACAGUAACUGUGAUUACAGAAAACGAGGUGACGAUAACUGCACAAGAUUUCAGUGAAAUUCCAAGUGAUGGUUUAAUAACAGAAAAAAUUUCAACAACUACCAAUAAUGAACCCUCUGACUUGUACUCGUCUCCAAUUUUAGAGACAGUAUCCACGGAUUUUUCAGUUACCAUUGUUACUGAUUCUGAAACUCCAAAACACAGUACUUUAGUAUCUGUCUCAUCGGUCGCUAGCAUCACCACAAGCGAAACGGAAUUUUCACUAAUUGAUAACAUCAGUGUUUCAUCGAUUGUUCCAGUUAGUUCAACUAUAAUUAGUAUUCUACCCAGUACCGCACCUUCUACAACGAUUGUACCAGUGGCAAAUAUUACUGAUUACAAGUACACAACAAAUACCGAAGACAACCUGAGUAGUUUUUCACUAGAAGAAUCUUCGACUCCAGUAGUAACAGAUUUAAAAGGAAAUAAUGUUAAAACACCGACCUCUAGUUCUCUUAAUGUAACAGUCACACGUUCUUUGGAAGAAAAUUCAUCUGAUUAUACUUCAGAAAUACCCAAUUUUACUAAUUUUGUUGCCACCACAAACAAUAAUAGAAGUACUACUAACUUUGUAAGUAAUUUAACAGAUUCAGAGUUUGUACUUAUACCGAACACAACUGAGUUUUCUACUGAGUUAAACACAAAUACAACUAUAGCAGUUUCCUUUUUUAACACUACGUUAACUCCUACGACAACUCUUUUCAUUCCACCCGGCAGAAAUGUUGAUGUCAUUGCUGAUGUUAGCAAAGUGUCCGAGACAAUCGCAGGGCUAAUACUUAACUUUAUUAAAAAUAGUACCACCGAAAACAGUAAUUCAUCAAGUGGUGGCUUAGAUAAUGCUGGUAAUUCUGCAAAUGAUACUACACAAAAAGACGAAAGUACAACUAAUAACGAUCAGAAUUCCACGAAUCAGAGAAAAUAUACCACUCCUCCUGCUCCCAUUAACGCAACAGAAGGACUAGUGACUGGCUCCUUCAGUACUAAUUUAACUACUGCUUUGUUUUUGGGUACUAUUACAUCUAAACCACUUGAAUCUGAAGAACAAGUACGAAUGAAAACAGACUCAAUUUUUUCUGCUACGAGUGAGACCACGACAGUCACAGUCCGUACUGAAGACAGUACUAUUACUAGAGAACAAACUCAAAUUACUAGAACUAUGACAGAUCUUAAUAUGGAUUCUACUACUUUCGACUUAGAAGUUCAGUCCAUUUCAGCGUCUACUAAUGAAACUACAAUUAUCCCAGUUGAAACUACUGUUUCUAAUAGAUCUGAUGAACUUUUAGUAACACCUAAUAACUUGCAAACUACUGUCAUAAAUGUUACAGGCAUGACACCAACAACUCACACAAAUACGUUACCCAAUAUUUCUGAAGAAAAAAUUUCUGAAAUUGAUAGUACAAUGAUUGCCAUUACUACAGUAAAUAUUACUGAUGAAACUCUUGUUACUACAACUGAAAAAUCUAGUCCAUUAUAUGAAGCCAAAACAACUGCACAAAACGCUACAGAUAAUGACAAGAUCUCUGAAUUAUCAAAUGUUACUUUAAUUCUCUCCACAGCUGCUAUGGGAGAUAUAACAACUACCAAAAAUACCGUAGAUGAAACUAAUUCUUCUAGUCAGUCAAAUACAACAUCAACUAAUGAAGUUCCUGCGACUCCCACAAGUGAACUUGGAUUUAAUAUAACAUCUUUAGUUCCAUCUACAACCCCCGCUGACGCUAGUAUAACUCAGUUAAAUGAAAAUUCGGUAAAUGCUUCCCCGGUUGACCACGAAUUUACAUCAGAUAUAAGACGAAAUGAAAGUACAAAGCCAAAUCUUAACAUGGAGACAGUUACAGAUCAAACUCAAAAAUUAACUACCAACAAAGAUGAGAUUUUUGGAAGUGGUGACAAUGAAGAAAUGUACUCCGGCAGUGGUGAUAGUGAGGUGUCCUCUGGUAGUGGUGAUGAUACGGAGGUGUAUUCCGGUAGCGGUGAUGGCAGCGAGAUAGAUUUUGGAAGCGGUGAUGGGGGUGAAGUAGAUUAUGGAGGCGCUGAUAACCAUGAGGUAUAUUUUGCUGAAGAUGAUAUAGGAACUGAUGACUAUAAUCAGUCAAAAGAGGAUAAUCUCAGAAAUAGGGUUCCCCGUUUUUUAGUGCAAGAUGUAUUUCAGGAUGUAUUUUUUUAAUAAAUGUUUUCGCAAAAUAGUGCAUUAAACAGUUUAGAAAUACUUACUAUUGACAGUGUAUAUAUAGCUAUAAUUACCUAUGAAGAAAAUUGCGUUUUAUACUUUUUAUAUUAUUGUUUUAUGUAAUAUUAAUGUGUAAUCCUGAAAGCAAUACAUAUACAUAUUUAA
Zophobas morio is the source of this 3030-nucleotide messenger RNA. RefSeq names its product mucin-2-like. The transcript is spliced from 7 exons. The record is from RefSeq and is a predicted model, not a curated record. Lineage: Eukaryota; Metazoa; Arthropoda; Insecta; Coleoptera; Tenebrionidae. The coding region runs from base 31 to 2862 and encodes 943 amino acids.